This is a messenger RNA of Cuculus canorus (common cuckoo), 2128 nucleotides long. RefSeq names its product cyclin-dependent kinase 4 inhibitor B-like. Gene Ontology annotation, molecular function: cyclin-dependent protein serine/threonine kinase inhibitor activity; protein kinase binding. Lineage: Eukaryota; Metazoa; Chordata; Aves; Cuculiformes; Cuculidae. The transcript has 3 exons. Gene Ontology annotation, cellular component: nucleus. The record is from RefSeq and is a predicted model, not a curated record. Gene Ontology annotation, biological process: regulation of cyclin-dependent protein serine/threonine kinase activity; negative regulation of cell population proliferation. Bases 56 to 694 code for a protein of 212 amino acids.
UCUGCCGGCGGAGGCGGCCCCGGGAAGGCGGCUCCGCGCCGGGCCCGGCUCUGCCAUGGGCCGAGCCCCCCGGGGCUCGGCGGCAGACGAGCUGGCCAACGCCGCCGCCCGCGGGGACCUGCGGCGCCUCGAGGAGCUGCUGGACGGCGCCGCCGACCCCAACGCCGUCAACUCCUUCGGCAGGACCCCCAUCCAGUUUUACAGGCAAUGCUUGCGAAACUCUCUCCUACAAAAUGUCGGUGCAGCAUUUCACUCGAAACACGCAUGUGAUGCCGUCCUCCGGCGUGUUUAUUUCUGCACCUUUGUGCAGCAGGUAUUUACCCCUUGCGCUGAACGCGCUGCCGGCUGCUCUGGGGAAAACGCAGCUUCGAAAGCGGUGAUGAUGCUGGGCAGCCCGCGGGUGGCCGAGCUGCUGCUGCAGCGCGGGGCCGACCCGAACCGCCCCGACCCGCUCACCGGCUGCUUCCCGGCGCACGACGCGGCCCGUGCCGGAUUUCUGGAGACGCUGGCGGCGCUGCACCGCGCCGGGGCCCGCCUCGACCUGCGCGACGGCCGCGGCCGCCUCCCCCUCGACGUGGCGGCGGGGGGCCCGCACGGAGCCGUGGCCCGGUACCUGCGGCACCCGCACCCCCCCGGGGGGCCCUGCCCGGGCGCCGUCCCCGCGGAGGAGCAGAAGCCGAGCAGCUGUGGAUGAACCCCCGCAUCGCCUUUCGCUGCUCGGACGCGUGAAGGACCGGCGGGAUGUGAAUCGUUCCGCUCGCUACACUUGGCCCGAGUCUGUGUGCUGCCGUGCACUUGGAGCCUCACGCCUCGCGCUUUUUUUCGCGUAAGGUACCAAAUACUGUGAAGAGAAAUAAAUAUGAAGGAAAACCCCCACACGGAUGGCACAAUAAACCCUUCGUGUUUUGACAGAACCGCCUCUGGGAUCUCUGUUUAUCCUCCUCCCCGCUUGCCCUUCCCAGCCUGAAGAGGGCUCCGAGCCGUCUGGUCUUUAUUUGAUUUCAGACUCAAAAUCCGUCUCGCGGGGCGCUGAAGCCAAUCCCUGCCCCUCCCUAGCAAAACCGGCCGGGACAGAGGGGGAUUGAGUCUUCCCAGUGCAAUUGCAGCUUUGGCAAAUACCUUCUUAGCGCCACGCGUGCAUGUCUGUACACGGGCCCGCGGUGCAUCCGUGGCUCUUCUCUUGAGGGCUGUGAUCUUGGGACCUGGGAACGAAGUCAAAGCGAUUUAUGCCUCUGCAAGCCCGAUACCGCCCUCGCGUGAAGUAAUACGUGUUUACCAGCUCGCAGAUGACCUUCCUGAGUUAUUGUAAGUUUACCACUAUUUGGGAGAAAUCAUGGGGGCUGCGAAACGAAGGGCGCGUAGAACUAACAAAAAAAUCGUACAGACAAGCUCGGCCCCAGGGUUUCCCAGUUUUCUCCAGGGUGGCACGUUUGGUGAAGGAAAAAAGCCAAGCCGUCGGGACAACAAGCAUUUGCAAACGGCUGCGGUGCCGGGGAGUGGGUUCAUUACCAGGGAGCUGAGCCGUAUUUCGCUGGUCGCUCCCCCGGCACGAAUGGGAGAACCUUCCUCCCUCCCGGACCCCCGCGGUUCUGUACCCACACCCGUGCAACAGGGACAGGGGAGGGGAAGCAAGGCAGGGCAGCGGGAGAGCUCUCUGCUCCUUCCCCAGAGCAAAUCCCAGCGCAAAAAAAUGCCUGCAGACAAAUCAAGGAGAAAAAAAGCGCCUCUUCGUUUUGCAUACCUACUGAGUGUCCACUCCUAGGUAUUUUAUACAUCGACGUUAAAAAGCGUAUAUAUGCACUUUUAUACAAUGUAUCGCAAUGUAUAUUUUAUUACCAAAUAAUUUAAUAUGAUACAUGUUUUAGAAUUACUUAAUACAAGUUUGUGCAUUGUUAAAUAUGUAGUUAUGCCAUUUAUGUACAUAAGACGUCUAUGUAAUACCCAUAUAAAAAUAUAUAAUAUGCUUAUAUAAAUCAUUAUGAUUAUAUAUCAAGCCUAUAUAUUUGUUUCUCUAUUAUUUUUCUAUAUAAUAUUCUUAUGUUUAAUAAUAACUACAUUAUAUGCAUUUAGCGUAUGUACCAAACUCCUCAAAUUAUAUUUAGUCUGUAUUAGUGCUUCUUUAGUGUAA